GUUUUUCAUGAUCCACAUUCGUAAGAGAAGAUCAAAAAGAUCAUCGACAAAGGCUUGACAAAAAGAGAGAGAUCUGAUCUUUUGUGAGAAAGCAAUGUCAAAAAACGAGAUCGAGCUCGGCAGGAUCAGACCACAAAAGGUGGCUCAAUAUACAGUAGAAGCGCUACAACUUGUACUUACAUAUUACAACUACAACAACUACAACUCGUUACCAGGAACAAGAGGAGGGUCCAUCAUUUUCAUUUACGUAAGAUGCUAUUUUGAUGUAGGUAAGCUUUUGGGGUCGUUUUUACAUUUACGUCUUCUUCGUCCUUAGAUGAAAAGCGAAACCAUGGUUUCCACAGAGCAGACAAAAUGGCGAUCCAUUCGCUUGGAUCAUCCUCAAGGAUCAUGUGGGAGUGGGUCUUCCACGUCCUCAUCAUCACCCACCUCUUCUAUCGCGAAAGGGACACCUACAACGAAAGGGACACCUAAAACGACUUCAAUCCGUGUCACCAACGCCGCUAUAGAAGAUGCGAGGAGUAGUUGUAAGCUAGUCAGCGGCAGUGAAGAAGUCGACCGAUGGAGUGGCCAGGCAGUGUGGGAAUGCUCGGUGGAUCUGGCUAGGUACCUGAUGUCGGAGGAGGGGAAACGGUUGCUCGAUGGUGCGAGAGGAGAAUCUGAGUCAGGAGAACGCGAUUAUAGAUCUACUUCGUGUUAUUUGUCAGUACUGGAACUCGGAUGCGGUCAUGCGCUUCCAUCCAUAGCACUCGCUCUUGCCAGUGGGAAAGUCCGUCUUACUCUACAAGAUUAUGACCCUGCAGUAUUGGAAACGGUGACGAAGGCGAAUGUUGUCGAGAAUCUGAUAAAAGAAAAUGAUGACUCCUCUUUUCAACAUCAAGAGGAUGUGACCUACCUGCCAGGCACGUGGGAAGACAUGUUACGAAAUAAUGCCUCGGCCGACAUUAGUCCAUGUCAAGGAAGAAGCACUACGGGCCAAGAGCAAGAAGCAGUUCAAGUGGGCGUUCUAGAAGAAUGGGGUCGUGUAAGGGUAUCGGCGCUGAGUGCUCUCAACGUGGUGAAGGACUCCGAUCUGCCAGCUUGUGAUAACCCAGUAUACGACGACGACGUCAUCAGUGAAACGAGCAGCAGCUGUGGUAGCGAUGAAGAUGCAGAGGGCGAUGAAGGUAUGGUUGAUGAAGGUCGUGGAAAGGACGAAGAAGAAGAGCGAGGAGCAGAUGACCCAGAUGGAAAACUGCCUGAGCCAGGCGAGGAGACUUUUCUCGAAUUCUGGCCUAUUAAGGGGGGAAAUGCGGACUCGCGUCCUCAUCCGUCCACCUCAUCUACCUCUCCUGCAGCCUCAGCGACAUCCCCGACGACAUGUUCCCCUGCGACCCCCAGCAACACUGGCCUCCCUUCUCCACAAGAGGAAGAGACCUCCACAGAAUUUUCCGACGUCAUCCUCUGCAGCGAAGGCAUCUACAAGGAGGAAACGUUCCCUGUCCUAUACAAGCUCCUUUUAGCGAAGUUGCGGCCAAAGACUGGGAUAGCUCUGUUUGCCGGUAAGAAGUUUUACUUUGGAUGUGGUGGCGGGACACGACUCUUUGCUGACUAUGUGCGGUCACAACAAGAAAGAGCUUUGGAAGUUGAAGUCUUGCAGGAAAUCAAGAACAAAAAGUCUAACAUACGCGAAAUCUUGUUGCUUCGAUGGAAAGACAUUGACGUCCCGUCUACAUGUUAGAUAUACCCACUUUGUCCUCGAGAAUAAGAAUAUCCACCCUGUCUCUGAGUAUCCGAAGUCAAAUUUUCUUCGCC
This is a messenger RNA of Amoebophrya sp. A25, 1794 nucleotides long. The record is from the annotation of a GenBank genome assembly. NCBI's taxonomy places the organism in Eukaryota, Dinophyceae, Syndiniales, Amoebophryaceae.